GGGCGCGGAGAGGCGGUGCCGCGCGGUCGGGGCGUCCGCAGCGCUGAGAGGGAAGGCUCGGCCCCAACGCCGCACAGGCCUCCGCCGUUCGUCACCCUCCCCCUUCCCCUUUCCCCUCCCCCGCGGCGCCUCAAAGCGCCGGUUCCGCACCGUGAGAGGCCGCCCGGCGUCAGCGGACCUCCAUGUACGACAAUUUGUACCUGCAUGGAUUUGAAGACUCGGAGGCGGGCUCAGCAGAUUCCUACACAAGCAGACCCUCAGACUCUGAUGUCUCUUUGGAAGAAGACAGGGAAGCAAUCCGCCAGGAAAGAGAGCAGCAAGCAGCUAUACAGCUUGAGAGGGCCAAGUCCAAACCAGUAGCAUUUGCUGUUAAGACAAAUGUGAGUUACUGUGGAGCUCUGGAUGAAGAUGUUCCUGUCCCAAGCACUGCCAUCUCCUUCGAUGCCAAGGACUUCCUACACAUUAAAGAGAAAUAUAAUAAUGACUGGUGGAUAGGAAGGCUGGUUAAGGAGGGCUGUGAGAUUGGCUUUAUCCCAAGCCCACUCAGACUGGAGAAUAUCCGCAUUCAGCAGGAGCAGAAGAGAGGACGUUUCCAUGGAGGGAAAUCAAGUGGAAAUUCUUCUUCAAGUCUUGGAGAAAUGGUUUCUGGCACAUUUCGAGCCACUCCCACUUCUACUGCAAAACAGAAACAAAAAGUGACAGAACAUAUUCCCCCCUAUGAUGUGGUACCAUCAAUGAGGCCAGUUGUCUUGGUGGGUCCAUCCCUGAAAGGCUAUGAGGUGACAGACAUGAUGCAGAAAGCUCUCUUUGACUUCCUGAAGCACAGGUUUGAUGGGAGGAUAUCAAUAACUAGAGUGACAGCUGACAUUUCUCUUGCUAAGAGGUCUGUGCUAAACAAUCCCAGCAAGAGGGCAAUAAUUGAGCGGUCAAACACAAGAUCCAGUUUAGCUGAAGUACAGAGUGAAAUUGAAAGAAUCUUUGAGCUGGCAAGGUCCUUACAACUGGUUGUCCUGGAUGCAGACACCAUCAAUCAUCCUGCACAACUUAUCAAGACAUCUUUAGCACCAAUUAUUGUCCAUGUUAAAGUGUCUUCUCCAAAGGUUUUGCAGCGACUGAUUAAAUCCCGAGGGAAGUCCCAGAGCAAACACUUGAAUGUGCAGUUGGUGGCAGCUGAUAAACUGGCACAGUGCCCCCCAGAAAUGUUUGAUGUCAUUUUGGAUGAAAACCAGCUGGAAGAUGCUUGUGAGCACUUGGCAGAGUACCUGGAGGCUUACUGGCGUGCUACUCACACCACCAGCAGCACACCCAUGACUCCUCUCCUGGGCAGGAAUUUGGGAUCCACCGCGCUCUCACCGUACCCUGCUGCAAUCUCUGGCUUACAGGGAUAGCUCAAAAACGGCUGAACUUUGAAACUUCAAACGUGGCAUGUAAAUAGUCCUUAAUGAGAAGUACGUGCUUUACUAAGUUUGAAAACAGCAAAUGUCUUUGAUUAAAAUAGUUCUGAAUGCUUGAGGAGGUCAGGAUUGCAAGGCAUUUUUAAGAGUGAAGGUUUCAGGAGUUGUGUAUGUGUGUGGCUUCCCAGGAGUGUGCACUUUCUGAUGUGUGGAGAAAGCAGAGUUGAGCAGAUGCCAUGUAAUGAGUAGUUCACCUGACAGUGCUAACCUCUGUUCUGCUUGUAGAGUAUCUGGAAGCAGGUAACAGUUUUGCAGGAAAUGAUGCAUUGCUCAGUGUUUUUAAUGAACAUAAAGCUUUUUUUGUAUUGUUCUGUUUUUGUCUGUGAGUGGAUUGCACUUCACUGAAGGUGCAUGGUACUUGAUACUCACGUUUCUAAUGCUGUGCUUGGUUUUAUUAGAACCAGUAAGUCACUGUUCCUUGACUGGCUGAAUGCACAAGCACUGUUCUGUCAACAUGCACAUGUG
This is a messenger RNA of Calypte anna (Anna's hummingbird), 1919 nucleotides long. RefSeq names its product calcium voltage-gated channel auxiliary subunit beta 4 (gene CACNB4). Gene Ontology annotation, cellular component: voltage-gated calcium channel complex. The transcript is spliced from 13 exons. The record is from RefSeq and is a predicted model, not a curated record. NCBI's taxonomy places the organism in Eukaryota, Metazoa, Chordata, Aves, Apodiformes, Trochilidae. Gene Ontology annotation, biological process: calcium ion transmembrane transport; chemical synaptic transmission; regulation of voltage-gated calcium channel activity. Gene Ontology annotation, molecular function: high voltage-gated calcium channel activity; protein binding. Bases 183 to 1388 code for a protein of 401 amino acids.